UAUAAAAUUUCGGAGUUUUCUUUUUCGAUUUUAGUACCAAUAUUAGUGAUUAGUAGUAGUACCGCUGCCUCCGUUCCGGUACAUGAGGCCCCAACGUAUAUCUAGGUUGAAGAUUUAACUAAUGUAACAUUGUUUUUAUAUCACAAAAAUAUAUUAUUAGAAACAAAUAUUUAAAGUUUUAAUGGUGUAAUUUUUGUAAUACAAAGCUCAUGUUAAAUUAGUUAAAAUCUUCAACCUAAGGAUGCGUGAGAGCCUCAUGUACCGGAACGGAGAGCACAAGCCGAUAACAAGAAAAACGCAACAAGCAGAAGAAGUCACGGCCUUGCCAAUCGCCACCACGGGGCGAAAGGCUAGGUCUACUAGGGAGGAGUAGAUAUAGGUCAUGUUCGGAGCCAUCGACCGUUGCUCUGCUGCAUGCACUCUGCACGGGAAGCCGACACUAGCUACCCAACGAGGCUACCGUACCGACAUCCAUCACUCGUCCAUGAGUUGUAGUGUCAUGCUAUCUCAAGUCCGCGACCCUAUCUGCACCAACUCCUGCCCGACCCCCCAUGACGAAAUUACCCUAUUAGGUCGUGUUAACUACCAGAUCGACCACCUUGCCGCACCAGCACCAUCCAUGGCAUGCUAAGUUGCGACUCUGCCCGGCCGUUAAGCCACUACUGCACUUUCCGGGACCGUCAUCCCCGCUUCCACCGUUUUGCAUGGGAAGAUGACCCUGUCAGGGGUCAAGGCCUUCAAUACGAUACCUCCAAGGAGAAAACGACGUAAACGUUACUUUGCCCGCUAUGGAGAAACUGGAUUUGGGGGUUUCACCCCAAGAGCACAAAAGACACGAGGUGGGUGAGCCAGAGCUACAUGACAAUGCCUCGAAUGAGAGAGACAACAUCCUGGAUGUUGUUCUCACCGACGUCGACCAAAAUGGAAGCAGGAGUUUCACCGGAAGCACCACAUGUCAUUAGCAAGCCGCCUAAUUUGGACCACCAAAACUCCCUCGCCCACCAGCUUGCCUUCCUUGGCACCUCUCCCUCCAUAGCCCAUAGCGGCUAGCAAAGUCAAAAUUCCAGACAAUUCAUGGUGGGUGCUCACAGCCACCGGGCGGUCAAUAAAAAUGGCGGAAAGGGCUAGGGUCUUCAUUUUUGCAAAAAAAAAGGAAAAAAAAAGAUGUGUCAUGAUAUGUUGAGUUUCUUUUACCACGUAAAAUACCUCUUUAUUCAUUAUCGAUAAUGGUUACAAGGAGCUACGGGGCGCGUAAAUGCAUUUCAGUUAUCGACCGUGAUGGUAGGACAAUGUGAAACUUUCUUCUUUUCUAAGAAGAGAAAAAAAAACGUGAUUUUUUUUUUUAGAGGAAACGUGAAACACGUGAAUCUUUUGGUGUGAGCGGGUUUCAUACACUCCUGUGGCCUCGGACCGGUUAUAGUCGGGCUUCAGGGACUUGGGCCAGGCAUGGCUCGUUUACUGGGAUGCCGGGCCGAGGCCAGCCCCGUGGCCAUGUUUGUCUCGAAGUGGCAUUCUCGUAAAUGAUCCCGAAAGCCCAAAAUCGCUCUCUCCCAAAUUUUUUCGAAAUCUCCUCACUCGGGGUCUCUCCGUCGUCUCCGACCUUCGAUUCCCCACCGGACCCUCCAAUGGCCGCUCCGGCGCUGGUGCUCACGCUGGCGGUGGAGAGGGGCUCACGCAAGGGAGAGAUCCGGCAAUGCCUCCCCCAAGUCGUCGGCCGCGUCUCCAAAGGCAACGACCCUCGCCGUCUCGCCAUCGAAUUCCUGCCACCGCCCGCCGCCAGGUGGGUCGUCUCUGAUCUAGGCGCCUGCAACGGUACCUUCCUCAACGGCGCGCCCCUCGUCCCCUCCUGAUCUAGGGUGGGCGAAAGAAGGCGGCUGCAGAGGCCCCGGAAGAAACGGAUGGCGAAAGAUGGCAGGGGAGCCCCCCCUCAACCUGAGAGGGAUGACGAGGAGAGAAGGAGGAAGUAGCGCUGGCGACCCGCCGUGGCGGGCGGAAGAACCGAAGAAGGCUGCGGAGCCUCCUGAACCGGAGAAGAAAGAGGAGUUUGCCUCGGUGGUGAAGCUCCGUGGCGGGAGGAAGAAGGAUGGCAGGAUGCAGCGGCAGACGCCCUUCCGCCACUACCUCCAAAGACGAGGUCCCCUAAGUUUCAACAUGCAAAGUCGUUCUUCAACUGUGCCUACUUUGGCGUAUAGAGCAGAUUCCUGGACUAAGGUAAGCAAUAUCAUCUUCAUUGAUGCCCCCAUCAAUGCUGGGUUUUCCUAUUGUCGUGAAGGUGAUGCGUACCAUUCAAGUGAUACCCAAAUGGCUUCACAGAUCCUUGAAUUUCUUAGGAAGUGGCUUGAUAAUCACAAUUCUUUUAAAAACAAUCCUCUCUAUAUCGCCGGCGAUUCAUAUGCUGGUCUGAUUGUACCAGUUGUCGCAUCAAAGAUAGCUAAUGAAGAUGAAUUUAGCAACAUGCCAUUUUUCAAUCUAAAGGGUUACGUUGUUGGCAACCCAGUAACUGAUGACAACUUCGAAACCAAUGCUCAAAUUCCAUUUGCUCAUGGCAUGGGUCUCAUUUCUGAUGAGUUAUAUGAGUCGGCGAAAAGAAGUUGUGGUGGAGUCUAUUUGGAUAACAAGAAUUUUGAGUGUCAGAAGAACAUCCAGUCUUUCGACGAGUGCGUAAAAGAUAUAAAUAAGUUUCAUAUCUUAGAGGCGGACUAUCCCUUGGAUUCUACAAGAUCUGGUGAACUCUAUGCUCGAGUUAGAAGGGAGCUUUCUGUAACUGAGGAAAAUGCUGAAGUGAUUUCCUCAGCUGUCUCCACAAUUCCUUCAAGAUCUAGAUACUUCGGUUACCUCCUCUCACCACUUUGGGCAAACAGUGAUGCUGUUAGACUGUCACUUGGCAUACGCGAGGGAUCAAUUUCCAAAUGGAAAAGAUGCAAACGUUAUGACGCAUCCUGGUACACUAGAGACAUCGAAAGUGCAGUCCCGUAUCAUCUCAUUUUGAUAACAAGGGGUUACCGUGCACUAGUAUACAGUGGCGACCAUGACAUGGUCGUGCCUUAUCUUGCAACCCAAGCGUGGAUCAGGCAACUUGAUUUCUCCAUUGUGGAUGAGUGGAGGCCUUGGUAUGUCACCGGACAAGUCGCAGGGUACACAAGGAUGUAUUCCAACAAUCUCACAUUUGCGACUGUGAAGGGUGCUGGACACACUGCUCCUGAAUUCAGGCCGAAGGAGUGUUUUGCUAUGUUUCAACGGUGGCUAGAUCAGUAUGCUCUUUGAAUGUUGGAAUUCUAGAGAUACAUUAGUUAGUGAGAAACUACAGUGAGGUCUGUCUGUGGAAUAGAUUUUGUUGGUUUUUUUAUGGAAAUAAACAUAACUCUUUGUUUCUUCAGCA
Brachypodium distachyon (stiff brome) is the source of this 3379-nucleotide messenger RNA. Its product is annotated as serine carboxypeptidase-like 13. The coding region runs from base 1909 to 3264 and encodes 451 amino acids. Gene Ontology annotation, molecular function: serine-type carboxypeptidase activity; acyltransferase activity, transferring groups other than amino-acyl groups. Lineage: Eukaryota; Viridiplantae; Streptophyta; Magnoliopsida; Poales; Poaceae. The record is from RefSeq and is a predicted model, not a curated record. The transcript has 13 exons. Gene Ontology annotation, biological process: proteolysis; secondary metabolic process.